Macrosiphum euphorbiae (potato aphid) is the source of this 2199-nucleotide messenger RNA. The record is from the annotation of a GenBank genome assembly. Lineage: Eukaryota; Metazoa; Arthropoda; Insecta; Hemiptera; Aphididae.
AUGGCUAAAACGUAUUUUCAAAGUAAUUGGAUUGACAAAUAUUCUUGGAUAAAGGAAGAUGUUGGCAAUAAAAAUUCUGCGUUUUGCAAACUCUGUCUGAAGUCAUUUUCAUUAAGCAACAUGGGUAUUACAGCAAUCCUUAGUCAUAUGAAAGGUAAAAAACACACAACUAUUACUAAUGCUCAAAAAGAGAGUUAUAAUGUUAAUGAUAUGUUAACGGCGCCUAACGAUGUUAACGCUAAUCAAUCUACGGUUAAGAAUAAUUGUACAGUGUCUACCAAAAAACAAAAUAUUUCUACUUUUCUUGAGCGAGAUAAUGUUACAAGGGCUGAAAUAAUAUGGGCUUUAAGUUGUAUUGAAAAUCAUUUAUCAAUGUCGGCUGGUGGGAGAUGUGUGGAAAUUAUGAAAUAUAUGUAUCCAGAUUCUGAAAUUGCUUCAAAUAUACAACUUCAAAGAGCUAAAUUAACCUAUGUAAUCAUUUAUGGAUUAGGAAAGUAUUUUUCUGAGAGUUUAAUCUCAGAAGUUCUAGAUUCCGAUUUUUUUUCUAUAUCAUUUGACGAAUCACUUAACAAAAUAUCUCAAAAAGAACAAAUGGAUAUAAUCGUGAGAUUUUGGUGCAAGUCAUCUAAUAAAGUAAUUUCUCGUUAUUUGACAUCAUGUUUUUUAGGACACACGACUGCUAUUGAUUUAUUAGAAGCCUUGAAGAGUGCCCUCAAGAAUUUUGAUCUUAAUAAAAUGAUACAUUUAUCGAUGGAUGGGCCUUAUGUCAACAUUAAAGUUUUAAAGACAUUGCAGAUGGAAUUAGCUAACAUGCCUAACAUCAAUACAGUAAUGUUGGACUUGGGUACUUGUGGAAUUCACACAUUACACAAUUCGUUUAAAGUUGCUAUGCAGACGAGCAAGUGGGAAAUCAUUGAGUUUUUAAGAGCUAUUUAUAAUAAUUUUAAAAAUGUACCUGCUCGCAGAUCCGACUAUACUAAAUGCUCUGGAUCAUACAAAUUCCCUCUCAAGUUUUGUCCAGUAAGAUGGCUUCAAAAUAUACAAGUAGCUGAAAGAGCUGAAGAAAUUUUACCAAAUUUGUUAAAGUAUGUAAAUUUUGUUAAAAAUACACCUAGAGAACCAACUUCUCUAAGUUAUAAAAUAAUGAUCAAUUGCUUAAAUGAUAAAUUAUUAAAACCCAAACUUGCUUUCUUUAAAUCAUUGGCAAAUGAUGUUGAACCUUUUUUACGGAAUUAUCAAUCAGAUGCCCCAAUGGCUCCAUUUUUGUACACCGAUUUAAAAACUAUUAUGGAAACAGUAAUGCAAAAAUUUAUAAAAAAGGAAAUUUUUGAAUCAACUUCUAUCACUAGUAUUGAUGUUACUGAUAAGAAUAACAUUCGUUUAUCCAAAUAUAUUGACUUGGGCUAUACAACUCGUCAAGCUCUAAGGAAUACUGAACAGAUAAAUGAUAAAGACAUGUUAAAAUUCAGACUUGACUGUUCAUUGAUUUUUCAAAAAUUUUGUUCCAAAUUACUUGACAAGUCUCCACUAAAGUACCCCAUAGUGAGAAGCAUUACAUUCUGUGAUCCUAAUAUUAUUGCAAGUAAUUUUAAAAUAUCUUUACGUCGACUAAAAAAUACUUUGGAAAUUUUCGUUGACAAUAAUUUGAUCUCUGGUUGUGCAGCUGAUAGAGUUGAAAGAGAGUUUAUAAAGCUUUUUAAUAAUUCUCAAUUUAUUGAACGGUGUAAAAAUUAUUUAAAGACUGAUCGUCUGGAUGAAUUUUGGACAAACUUGCCAAGUAUGUGCAAUUUGUCUGUUGAAACAAUGCGUUUUCUGAAAACAAUUUUCAUUUUAUUCCAUGGGAAUGCAGCUGUUGAACGAGGAUUCUCUAUAAAUAAAGAGUGUAUAUCUGAAAAUAUGAAGGAAGAUUCGUUAAUUGGGCAAAGACAUGUUUGGUCAGCCAUUAAUGCUGCUGGUGGUACUAAAGAAGUAAAUAUAUCAAAAACUAUGAUUCAUGCAGUUCGAAAUGCUAGAUCUUAUUACCAUGAAGCAUUAGAACAAGCAAAAAAAGAAGAUCAAGAAAAGCAGAGAUUUGCUGAAAACCAAAAAAGAGCUAAUGAACAGCUUAAAGAACUCAAAGAAAAAAGACGACGAUUACUUGAAAGUGCUAUGAAAGAAACUGAAGCUAUUGACGAAGAGAUGUCAAAACUUCAAAAAUAA